Molecule: messenger RNA, 3331 nt
Organism: Athene cunicularia (burrowing owl)
Lineage: Eukaryota; Metazoa; Chordata; Aves; Strigiformes; Strigidae
Gene: USP30
Product: ubiquitin specific peptidase 30
Exons: 12
Coding region: 158-1603 (481 amino acids)
Biological process (GO): protein deubiquitination
Cellular component (GO): nucleus; cytosol
Molecular function (GO): cysteine-type deubiquitinase activity; cysteine-type endopeptidase activity
Source: RefSeq, a predicted model, not a curated record
CCCCGAGGCGGUCACCGAGCACCGGGAGCCUGCUGGGCGUCCGCUGCCUGCCCCCGCGCGUCUGAUACGCGUCUCCGCAGGCAGCGGGAGCGACUCCCCGCUUGGGUUUUUUUUGUUUUGUUUUGUUUUUUUUUCUUCCCGUUUCAGGUAUAAAGUGAUGAAGAACUGGGGGGUUAUCGGGGGGGUGGCCGCCGCCUUGGCGGCGGGGCUGUACGUGCUGUGGGGUCCCAUCGCCGAGAGGAAGAGGCGUAGGAAAGGGCUUGUACCUGGCCUUCUGAACUUAGGAAACACUUGUUUCAUGAACUCUUUGCUGCAAGGCUUAUCUUCCUGCCCUUCUUUCAUCAAGUGGCUGGAGGAAUUUACAGCACAGUACAAGAGAGACCCGAACCAGUCCACUGAGCAUCGAUACCUGUCAGUCACUUUGCUGCAUCUCCUAAGAGCUUUAUCCUGCCAAGAGGUAACAGAAGAUGAUGUCCUGGAUGCAAGCUGCCUGUUAGAAGUUUUAAGAAUGUACAGGUGGCAGAUCUCAUCAUUUGAAGAGCAGGAUGCUCACGAAUUAUUUCAUGUCCUUACCUCUUCGUUAGAAGAUGAACGGGAUCGUCAGCCACGUGUGACACAUCUGUUCGAUGUGCAUUCGCUGGAGCAGCCAGAAAUAACCCAAAAGCAAAUAAGCUGCAGAACAAGAGGGUCUCUUCCCCCUGUGUCAAAUCACUGGAAAUCUCAGCAUCCUUUUCAUGGAAGGCUGACGAGCAACAUGGUUUGCAAACACUGUGAACACCAGAGUCCUGUGAGGUAUGAUACCUUCGACAGCCUCUCGCUGAGCAUUCCUGCCGCCGUGUGGGGUCGUCCUAUGACGCUGGACCACUGCCUCCAUCAUUUCAUCUCCUCUGAAUCUGUAAAGGAUGUUGUGUGUGACAACUGCACUAAAAUUCAGGCAGAAGGGACUCUGAAUGGACAGAGCAUAGAAAACCAGAGAACAACAUUUGUUAAGCAAUUAAAGUUAGGAAAGCUUCCUCAGUGUUUGUGCAUCCAUCUGCAAAGACUGAGCUGGUCCAACCAAGGUGCUCCUCUGAAACGUCAUGAGCACGUACAGUUCAAUGAGUUCCUGAUCAUGGACAUCUACAAAUACCGUAUUCCUGUUCAUAAAUCAAGCCAGAAUGAGCUGAAUCAGAAAAACUCUGAAGAGACAACACCUGGAACAAAGGAUGGGACAGCAGUAAAACCUUCAGAGGCAGAACAGCCAUCUGGUCCUAAACCAGUCUUCAUGAACGGUGCCUGCUCCUCUUCGUUUUUAAUGUCCUCGGGAACUUUCCCACUUGCUGCAUUCCCUGAAUGCAGUUCCCCCGUUUACCUUUACCGUCUGAUGGCAGUCGUAGUGCAUCACGGGGACAUGCAUUCUGGACACUUUGUGACUUACCGCCGCUCCCCCCCUUCUCCCAAGAGCCCCCUCUCUGUCAGCACUCAGUGGCUCUGGAUUUCGGACGACACCGUUCGCAAAGCCAGUCUGCAGGAAGUCCUUUCUUCCAGCGCUUACUUGCUUUUUUACGAGCGUGUUCACUCGAGGGUACAACACCACAGCUUGGAGUUGAAGGCUGAAGACUGAUUCAGAGAGCAGAAGGACAAAAACUGAUAAAAUUCCUCUGAGAGCUACGUUGCACCUCUUGUCUGUUAUGCAAAUAACCCACCACAGGCCCUUUAACAUUCUCCUCCCUCUAUGGCAACGGCUGGCUCCUGCUGGGAGUCGUGUUUUUGUACCAAAAUUACGCUGCCCAAAGUUGGUCUGCUAAGAUUGUGCAGUCCAAAGUAUAUCUGUGUUAGAGAAGCAUUUAUUCUGUUAGGUAGCAAUUUUGUCAACAUCACAGCUCUGAAACAGACAUUUCAAACAGACUUCCCAAGGCUCUUUUCCGUAUUCUGACGUGUAUGUAAAUUUUCAAGUUUCAAGGAGAGAUGCUUAAUCCCACACAUUUCACCGUAGACGUUUUGGAACAGGGGAUCCCCAGAAGCGGUUGACAGGAAGCUGCUGUUAUCAAAGGCAAUGAUUUAAGAAACAAAGUGCCUUGAGCUUAUUUGAAUAGCUACCAUACCACUGUCUGAGUCCACUGCAUGUCGGUUGCGUUCUGAUAAAUGUCUCAAGAUGACGGGAUGAACUACUGACAGAAUCAGAUCUGAUACCCCAGCAAAUUAAUAAAGUGAGGCAUCUCUACAUAACAUGCACCAUCCAAAAAACAACUUCCCUGUUCACAUCAUUUUCCUGGUAUUUUAGUUCUUUAUACAUCAUAGCAGUUCUUCUGAUUCAGAGUGCAGUUCCCCUUUUCCAGGAGAAAAGACAAAUUUUUUUUAAGAGCCAAGACCCUGAUUCAUUGCUUGGUAUCUUCAGAGUAUAGCUGAAAUCAAGAAACAGAAGUGUGUGCUAGCAAUCAGUAUUGUAAUUUCCUUCAUCACUGAAACUCUUGAAUACAGUUGCUUGUAGUACUAACUACAACUUUUAAUGCUGUGAUUGCAAGGCUACUGUAAUCGGUGUUCCUUCCUAUUUUAAUGCUGAAAACUGCCAUUUCUCAUCAACCCUCCCAACACGCUGCCUGGCUUGUGGCUGAGCCUUAGAGCCUGUACCAGCUGUGACUGAGCAGAGGUGUAGAGCAACCCCGGCCCCGUGUUAAGUUAGAGCAUGCUCAAUGGAAUCAGGACUGUCCUGUGAAGUAGUACAGCAGCCUGAAAAGACCAGUGGCACUGCAUUAGAUACAGCUUCCCAUCUGAGUAGAAGUGUCCCUUGUGGCUCUAGAUUGUUUGACAUGUCAAAAAAAUAAAGCCCAAACAAAGCGUGGGAGGGAGAAGCAGGAACAAUUAUCCUUUUGACGGCUUUUAAUCACCAGGAAUAAAGUAUGUAGGCUAUUUUUAGCUCUUUUCUAUCCUUGUAAGCUUCGAGGGGAAAAAAAAGACUUAAUUGAUCAGACCAGAUUUUUCAGUGUAAAACAGCAACUAAUUAUCAAAUGGUAACAACUGGCAUUUUUUAGGGCAACUUUGUACCUCAGAUAUUCAUACUGCUGCUCACAGGUGUUCAGAGUUCCUUCACGGGAAGCUCAGAACGAGCCAAAAUAGGAGCAGUAAUGGAUGUAUAUGCAAAACUAUUUACACAAGUCAUCAUUCCAGAGUAUGGAUCACAAUUCCUGCUCCAAGCGAUGCUCAUUAUACAUAAGUCUUUAUAAAUCCACCGAUGUACUAGUUUCUGAGAAGUCUCUCUGUGUUAGGCUAGCAGUAGUGUGGUUUUAACCUUUCUAUUUUAAGUUAUGGAAAAACAAGAAGAAAAAAAAAAAUCCCUAGAAGGAUGCAAAAA